Messenger RNA from Gongylonema pulchrum, 294 nucleotides. Lineage: Eukaryota; Metazoa; Nematoda; Chromadorea; Rhabditida; Gongylonematidae. The record is from the annotation of a GenBank genome assembly.
AUGGAUGCUUUUAACUUGACGAUUCUGAUCUUGCGUGCCGUCGCUGCUGUAUCGAGCUUGGUUUCCACGAUCAAUGCAAUCAUAGCGCUCGCUAGUGCGAGCUAUUAUGGCCAUAUCUGGCUACCGAUCGUUGCCCUCAUUUUACUCAUCAUCCUUCUUAUUUGGACAUUCAUCGCUAUUGCCGAUGUUUUUGUUGGGCUGCAUGAAAAACACGACUGGGUAAAUACAGACAGUAUCCACUUGAAUUACAUGCUUGAAAAUGUUGCCAGCCCAAUGUUGCCAAGAAAAUGUUGA